UAUGGCUGGUAAUUUGUAUUAUGAGUUCAGUAAAUUUCGAAGGUAUUGUCGACAGCUUCAACAAAUUCUAACGAACACAAAAGUAUGUUUUGCAGAAAUAGAAAGAAGUGGAUAUUUUAACGAUUCUGAGCUAGAUUCUUUUGGAUUGUCACUUGAAAAUGAAGAACUAGUUGAAGGCAUAAUCCGUAAGCCUUUAGGAAUUUUGAUCCUCGGUGAUAGCUGCUAUGCCAAAGCUGGUGUUGUUAAUGAAUUGUUUGGACAAUCCUUAUUGCCAACAGUGCACCCUGGUGGAGAUGCAGAAGAUGAAAAUAUUAACUGGAGAAUGAUUCGACUUACCUAUGGGAACCAAACAGAGAUUAGUCUGGCAUUGUCUGACAGUUUUGAGCUGAUUAGUCAUUUUACAGCUCAGCAAAAACCAUUACAAAGAAUAACACCAUGUGAACUGGAAAUAAGAAAUGAAAACCAAAGUGGUUUGACUAAUAAUCCAGUUGAGAUAAAACUAAGGCAUUCGCUCCUUCAAGAAAAUGUCCAGGUUAUUGUUUCUCCAUCGUAUCAUCAUGAUGACUUUGAACAAGUGGUUCAGCAGUGUAUAUCAGGAGUAACACCCAUUUUCAUCUACUGUUACAAAGAUGAAGCAUUGUCAGAAAAGGAAGUUGUAGACUUGCUACGUUUUAAGAAGUUGGCUCCUAUGGAUCCUAUGUUUUUUGUCUGUUCUAAACCUUCCCCAACAUGUGAACUAACAGAAUCUGAACAGCAUGCACGGAAAGCUCAAUUGUCCAGUCACAGACGAUGUCGGCGUUAUUCAUGCCAGGAGUACUAUCCUUCACAUCAUUUUCGGAAUGGCCAUAGAAGAGGCGAGUCUGUAGGUUCCAGAUUUCACAAUGCCCCCCUAUCUGUGUAUCAACAACUGUGUGCUUUGGGGUUUUUGAAUCCUUUACCACCCAGAGCUAGAAUGAAGUCAUAUACGUCAUACAGUGAUCAACUUGAGUUGGAAAGUGAACUAGUAGAAAACUUUGAAAACUUUCCAAGCAUCCUGUUAUAUGUUCGCCAUAUUUUACAGUUUCUUCUAGUGAAAACAACUUCCUUUUUAAACGAAGCCCACAACAACUGUCUACGAACGUUCAUUCUUGCAGCCUUUGAUAUGACCAGAGAUCUAUUAAUGACUCCCAAAAGAUUAGAGUAUGCUCGUAAACAAGAAAGUGAACUCUAUUCAUCUUUGAUGACUGUAGCUAGUAAGAAACAAGAAGAGAUUAGAGAAUUGAUAGUGGCUACAGUUUGUGAAAUGAGAGAAGUGCUAAUAGAGCAGGCUUUUAACUGGGAGUUCCAGAGUCUUUGUAUUUGUGAAACGGAGAAAGUUUCUAACCAAAAUCUUCAGAUCUGUACAACAGAAAUUCAGCAAUUAAUAUUAGAUUCAUUAAACAGAGCAAUUGCUGAGAAGUUGGUUGGAUCAUUGAGUUGCCUUCAGGACAGUUAUAUUGGUACCCUGGAACGCUGUCUUGUUAGUUUAGAAAAACAUUACCAAGAUGAAAGUUUUUGUCAAGCAAGUAGUUCACUUCGACAAAUUCUCAAUGCAGCUUAUCAGGUUGAUGUCACAUUCAAUACUAGUGCCUCUCUUCUUCAUGUUGUCGUAUCCAAGAUGAAACAGAUGUUUCAGAAUGUGUCUUGGAAAAUAUCUCCAAAAAUUGACUCUGAAUGGAAGAAGAAUGUGGCGAGGGUAUUACUAGACAGUACCAGUGAGACUCGUCUUGCUCGUUCAAUUUGUUACCACUUCUGUGAAAGACUGAAAAAAUCACACAACCAGUUUUUGUCUGCCCUUCAGAAACUCGACGAGUUACAUCUGGGGAGACUGCAGCACACAGAGGGACAAAAACUAAAAGUACGAAAAACAUUUGCACCAAAAAUGGCAAGGUGUGCAUUGGAAAGUAAGUCACUCAUGGAUGUAGUUGUAUUUGGCAUGCCCAAACUAACACGAGAGAUUGGUAGAGGUCAGUUUGGGGUUGUUUACUCGUGUGAAGGAUGGGGAGGUUUCACCCCCUGUGCUGUGAAGUCAGUCGUUCCUCCCGAUGAUAAGCAAUGGAAUGAUCUAGCCAUGGAGUUUUUCUAUACACGAAGUAUACCAGAUCAUGAGAGGGUUGUACAAAUUAAAGGGUCAGUCAUCGAUCAUUCCUAUGGUGAUGGACACACUCCAGCCGUCCUGUUGAUAAUGAAACGACUUCAGCGUGAUCUGUAUUCAGCACUGAAGUCAGGUUUAGAUAUUGUUACUAGAUUGCAGAUUGCCAUUGAUGCUGUGGAAGGGAUCAGGUUUCUCCAUAGUCAAGGACUCAUUCAUAGAGACAUCAAGUUAAAGAAUGUACUGCUGGAUGCUUCAAACAGAGCAAAACUAACAGACUUAGGCUUCUGUAAACCUAAAGCAAUGAUGUCAGGCAGUAUUGUUGGAACACCGAUCCACAUGGCUCCAGAACUGUUUACUGGACACUAUGAUAGUAGCGUGGAUGUUUAUGCCUUUGGAAUUCUCUUCUGGUACUUAUGUGCUGGUGACGUCAAAAUGCCACACAUUUUUGAACAGUGUCAAACCAAGGACCAACUUUUUCACUCUGUUAUGAGAGGUGGACGUCCAGAAAAGUUGCCACAAUUUAGUGAAGACUGUUGGAAGCUGAUGUCCGAAUGUUGGGCUAUGGACCCAAAAAAUCGUCCUUUAUUAGGAGACGUGGAGCCUCGACUGAAGGUGAUCAUGGAGUGCUAUCGAACUAAUCCUCGAUUCAAUGAAAAUCAGAAUGGCCCAAAGCAAGUCCCUCGACAGAGACGGGCUAGAAUCACCAUGCCGUAGUUUCCAACUUCUCUGGUGUUACUGUUUGCUCAGGAAUACUAGUCUCGAUCAUGUCACCAAGUUAUUGAAUGAACUGAGAAGCAACAUGUCUAGAAGCAUAAGAAUCUUCAUCAACAACAAGGCAUGUAAGAUUAUCAGUUUAAGCUACACUUAGAAAAAAUUACACAAAUGUUUAGUUGGAAUUAAAUGGGGUUGUUUAUGUUACUGAUUGAUUUUUUUACGUAGUUAGCAGAUUAUGUUGAAGUUUUCUACUGGCAAUAGGAAAUCUUGAAGUUUAAUGGUAAGAAUGUUAAGUUUUUAUAUAUUACUGUGAGAUUUUUUUUUUUAUAUGGUUAGCAGAUUAUAUUAAAGUUUUCUACUGGUGGUAGGAAAUCUAUAUAAAGUUUAGUGGUAACAACAUGAAGUUUGUCAGAAUUUGAAAUAAAAAAUAAAUGUAUAACUUUCCUUUUUGCCAACUGUUAAAA
Messenger RNA from Limulus polyphemus (Atlantic horseshoe crab), 3291 nucleotides. Its product is annotated as dual serine/threonine and tyrosine protein kinase-like. The record is from RefSeq and is a predicted model, not a curated record. Gene Ontology annotation, molecular function: ATP binding; protein kinase activity. NCBI's taxonomy places the organism in Eukaryota, Metazoa, Arthropoda, Merostomata, Xiphosura, Limulidae. Gene Ontology annotation, biological process: protein phosphorylation. The transcript has 17 exons. Bases 2 to 2827 code for a protein of 941 amino acids.